AUGUCGGACGCAACCGAGCCCACUUCCGCGACCCAGACGGCCUCGUCCGAACCGAGACUCGCUGAGCAUGAGACCAAUCUAGUCAAGAACCCGUUGGGAGAUCCCUCAACGGAGGCUCCUGCAAGUGAUGCCAAAUCACCUUCCUACACCGAAACCGCAGCCAAUGUUGCCAGCAGUGCAGCCAGCACCGCCACCGCGGCCGCAUCAGGUGUCAAGGAUUCUGUCUUCUCCAUGUUCGGUGGUGGCGCCAAAAAGGAGAGGAAAGCCGAGGAAGAUGACGAUGCGAAGGAUGAGCCCAGUGGCAGUUCGAAAGCAAAGAAGGAGGAAGAUGAUGAUAAACCCGAUGAGGAAGAGGUCGAUGUCGAGUUUGAGCCUGUCGUCCGCCUCACUGAGAAGAUCGAAACAAAGACCAACGAAGAGAUGGAGGAACAAAUGUUCAAGAUGCGAGCCAAGCUCUUCAAGUUCGAUCGAGAAUCGAGAGAGUGGAAGGAACGAGGCACGGGGGAUGUCCGACUCCUUAAGCAUAAGGAAAACGGCAAGUCGAGAUUGGUCAUGCGACGUGACAAGACUCUCAAGGUCUGCGCAAACCACUAUGUCACACCUGAGAUGAAACUCUCCCCCAACGUUGGCAGCGAUCGCAGUUGGGUGUGGAACGUCGCAGCAGAUGUCAGCGAAGGCGAGCCCGAGGCCCAGACACUGGCAAUACGGUUCGGAAACAGCGAGAAUGCCAAUCUCUUCAAGGAAGCAUUUAUCAAGGCGCAGCAGGAGAACGAGACACUAUUCGAGAAAUGA
Molecule: messenger RNA, 792 nt
Organism: Capronia epimyces CBS 606.96
Lineage: Eukaryota; Fungi; Ascomycota; Eurotiomycetes; Chaetothyriales; Herpotrichiellaceae
Exons: 4
Coding region: 1-792 (263 amino acids)
Biological process (GO): nucleocytoplasmic transport
Cellular component (GO): nuclear pore; cytoplasm
Molecular function (GO): GTPase activator activity
Source: RefSeq, a predicted model, not a curated record